AUGGAAGAUAACACGUCCAAGCCUGGCGGCAUCGUGGUGAUCUCGGGCGGAACCGCCGCCAAUUUUCUGGUGGACGUCUUCAACCUCAUCAUCCAAAAGCGAAGCUGUCCGCUCAGCUAUGUCAUCCCCAUCAGCGACAACGGCGGAAGCUCCUCGGAGCUCAUCCGUGUGUUUGGAGGCCCAAGCGUGGGCGACAUACGGAGUCGCCUGGUACGGCUGAUCCCCAGCCAGACCGACAAUGGAGACGAGGAAAACACGGCGCUCCGAGCCCUGUUUGAGCAUAGACUGUCGGCGGACCCGACUCAGGCCAAGGCCGAAUGGCUCGAGAUCGUGGAGGGGAGCCAUCUCCUGUGGAGCUUCGUCUCGAGCCCCAAGCGGGAGCUCAUCCGGUCGGUGCUGAACACGCUGAACCUGGAGAUCGUCAAGCGCUCCAGGCCGACGUCACUGUUCAACUUUUCCAAGGCCAGCGUUGGGAACAUGUUCCUCACCGGGGCACGCAUCUUCUCGGGCUCGUUCGAGGCGGCGAUAUACCUCUUGUCCAUAAUAUGCCGCAUCCCGACGUCAAUCUCGGUGCUGCCCUCCAUCAACUCCAACUUUACGCACCACAUCGCGGCCUCCCUCGAGGACGGCACGACGCUGACCGGGCAGGUGGCGAUAUCGCACCCCUCGGAGCCGACGGCCGUGCCAGACGCCGGGGGUGCCUCGGGCGUCGGGACGGCGUUUGGGGGAGGGGCGGCGGCGGCGGCGAUUGCGGCCGAGGACGCGACGCUGCCCGGGUCGCUGUCGGCGCUGCGGUCGCCCAACAUCAGCUUCAGCAAGGACGACGAGGAGGACCUGCCGGCGCGCAUCGGGCGCGUGUGGUACAUCAACCCCUACGGGCACGAGAUCUGGCCCGUGGCGAACCCAAAGGCGCUGGCGGCGCUGCGGGCGUGCGACACGGUCGUCUAUAGCAUCGGCAGCCUCUACACCAGCAUCAUCCCCAACCUCAUCCUGCGCGGUGUCGGGGCCGCCAUCGCGGGGGACGCCGCCGGCGGGGGAAGAGACGGCGGCAGCGGCGAGGUGGCGGUGACGACGGCGGCGGCGCGCAGGAAGGUCCUGAUCCUCAACGCCACUGUGGACCGCGAGACUGGCCCGCGGUCGGACCCCAUGGACGCGGUCGACUUCGUCAAGGCGCUGGCGUGCGCAGCGGCCAGCAGCCUACAGGCGGCCGUCAUGUCCACGGCCGACGUGGCCGACGACGAGAUCCGGCGUUACGUCACGCAUCUGGUGUACCUGGACAGGGGUGAGGGCGGGGGCCACCAACAACACCUCAAGGCUGGUGGCGACGGCCCCCGCGUGGAGCUGGCGCCGGUGGUGGACGAGGCAGCGCUCGCGGCCCUGGGCAUCAGCUGCCUAAAAGUUAGGGGCAGGCUGGUUCGUACCGGUGGCGGCUCUGGCGCCGCUGUGCCGAGGUACGACGAGGACGAGCUAGCGGCCGCCUUGGAGGCGAUCAUGGAUUCGGCCCUUUGA
Gaeumannomyces tritici R3-111a-1 is the source of this 1509-nucleotide messenger RNA. RefSeq lists its product as hypothetical. The record is from RefSeq and is a predicted model, not a curated record. Lineage: Eukaryota; Fungi; Ascomycota; Sordariomycetes; Magnaporthales; Magnaporthaceae. The transcript is spliced from 4 exons. Gene Ontology annotation, molecular function: LPPG:FO 2-phospho-L-lactate transferase activity. The coding region runs from base 1 to 1509 and encodes 502 amino acids.